AUGAUUUCGCGUAGGCCUGGCGCGUUCGGUGCGCUGAAGGUCACGAGAAAUGGACUUUCUAAACGACUGGUGCAAAGGGUAAUGCUCACUUUGAAAACCAUCCUUACACCUACCAGCAGGACAGAGCGCUCGCUCGCAAGGCAAUCGUACUUACCUGACCUACUCAAAACGUCACCGCGAUGUGAAUUCCUGAAGAAAGCUCUGCAGAAGGCAGUGACGAGUUCGAAGCGCUAUACCUGCGUUCCACAGUCGGCACAUUUCUGA
This is a messenger RNA of Necator americanus (New World hookworm), 264 nucleotides long. RefSeq lists its product as uncharacterized. The transcript has a single exon. Lineage: Eukaryota; Metazoa; Nematoda; Chromadorea; Rhabditida; Ancylostomatidae. The record is from RefSeq and is a predicted model, not a curated record. Bases 1 to 264 code for a protein of 87 amino acids.